UGAAAUUAUGAUUAUUGUAAUCAACCAAUGAUCAGAUUACAACGAUAACUGUGACUGCUUGUUGUGGUAUAAAUACAGGAACGGAAAGUCAGUUACCAUAAGAAGAUGGUCUACUUCACAUACAGCCACGUGGCUUUCGUCACUCUGUUGGCAUUCGCAGCCAUACAUUCAGUCGAAUCGUUGAAUGAAACUGAAAUUACAGGGAGGCUAAAAUUAAUUGCAGGUAAGAAUUAAUAACGUUCAUAUUACAUGUGGUUAUUAAUCUACUUGAGAAUUUGUCAAAUCAUAAAAAGGGAAUAACGAAAGUCUUACAAUGAUCGUUGUAGCCAUGGUCUUCCUGGACGAAUCGAAAAUUGUUAUAAUAUCAUUAAAGAGAGUGUGGAGAAUGAUUGGCGUACCUGACUUUCCUUCAGAAGCUAUUUCCAAUGUGUAUUAUCCAUUUGCACUCAGUCAUCUUACGUCACAUAUAACAAUUCAUUCUAAAUAUUCUCGUCUCCUCACAGAUGAAUUACCCGGAGUCAUUUCAGAGCUCAAAGCUGCUGAAGGGAGAGUACAAAAUAUUACAGCCAAGAUUCUUAGUCAGAAGGCAAGCUUACGAGGAGAAUUAGAAAAGUAUAUGGACUGUCUGGAAACUGCAUACAAAUACAAGUGGGGAAAAAUCACAUUUGAAAAGAUCGGAAACUAUAUCUACUGCGAUUAUGAAGGUGCGUGGGAUGACACAAGACAUUGUUGCCAUCAACAAGCUGCAGCAUAUUAUGAAAAAAUGAAAGCGUUUCCUGUAGACGAAUGUCGCAAAAUUCUACCUCCAGCGAAUCAACAAGAUCUGAAGGAACUGAAAGAACAAAUCGAAGGAGUAUUCUACCAUAACCACUUGUUUAGCAUUGAAGUUUGUGAGUUCAUUUUUUCUGUAUAAUUAUUAGUCAGUGUCUAUCUAAUAUCAGUUAUCAUACGAACUCAGUGACAGAUAACAAUCCUUUUAACUGAUCAAUUCAACUUUCCCAAUAUGUUUCAUCAUUUCUAGUUUACACGAACUCUUGCACAACCUUGUUGAAGUUGUUGACAGGAAAGUGAAGAGGGAAGUACCAGGAUGAAUGCCAAAGUCAGCGUAUUACUGAACACAUGUAGAAUGUAGAAGCUUUCGUAAAUAUUUUUUUUUGAAUUAAAUUAAAUAAAUCACUCAUCUGCUA
This is a messenger RNA of Trichobilharzia szidati, 1187 nucleotides long. The record is from the annotation of a GenBank genome assembly. Lineage: Eukaryota; Metazoa; Platyhelminthes; Trematoda; Strigeidida; Schistosomatidae.